AGUGCAUUUAACGAACUGUAAAGAAAAAAAGGCACAUCUACACCCUGGCUGAUUUAUCCCUCCCGAGGCGACACGAUUAAUAUAGUCGUAUAUCUACCUGUAUGCUCACACAAACCUGACAUGACGCCGGCACAGCCCUGUUUUAAUGGAUAGUUGGACGAUCCAACAGGUGAUCAGCCCAGUCAGCACCCUGCUGUGUCACUGUCACGUGUCAGACACCCGGGGGCAGCACCAGUCUGUCAAAACACUCACAGUUUGCUGCUAAUUCAUCACUUCCACGCCGUACCUUUGCGUUUUUUUCUUCCUCUUCGACGCAACAACAAAGAGAGAGGGGGGAGGCGUGAUCAGACACAGAGAUUAACUCGAAAAUGCUGCAUUCAGUGUGAAAAUAGACCCGCCUUCAUCUGAAAAUAACUGCGGCGCGCUGAAACAGGAAACUUGUGCGCAGCGCUUCACCUCUUGCAGGCUCACCCGAUGCAUCAUUUGACACUUGGAACAGGUUCCCCAAAUCCACAUCAGCGCCACACAACACCUCAGCCGCGUCCCGCUGCUUCGCUUGAGGAGUCGUUAGUGGAAAAAAACUGAGACAGAUGAGCAAUUUUUACGACGAGAAAGAUCUGGAGGAAGAGCUCAGUGGUGUCAACUGCCCUGAUGAGGACUUGGAGUUUGAGUACUUGUUUGAAUAUGAACCACCUUGCAGCGACUUCGUUGCGGGAGAUCAAGAUGACCCCAACCUUGCACCUCACAAAGUCCUCAGCCCUGAGUCUGAGCAGGUUUUCCCUUUGGAAGAGGCCUCUCCAUACGGCAUCAAGUCCUGCAGUCCCUCCUACAACAACCACAACACCGAGGUUCUCCCAGGAUAUGAGAACCAGGAGGCCAGACACUACCUGGACAGUACCCGGCACACAGGCGUGGCCCUGAGCCCGCGGAUCGAAAUCACCCCCUCCCGUGAGCACUACAACCAUGUUCGGGACUCCCUGCAGAACCACCACCUGAACAUCAGCCCCAGACCCACCCUCACCGUGCCUGGCCAUGAAAACCUCGCCUACCGUGAGCCUCAGUGCCUGAGCCCUGCGAGCAGCAACUCCUCCACCAGCUGGCACUCGGAGAGUUAUUCCCCUUGGGCGUCUCCCUGUGUGUCCCCCAGCAGCGGCCAGAACCCCGGAGACCUGUGCCCAAGGUUACAGAACAUCCACACUGGCUCUCCGCGCACCUCUCCGGGCACCUCUCCUCGCACCAGCCUAGCUGAGGACGGCUGCCUGGGACCCCGCUCGCCCUCCUCCAGACCUGGCUCCCGCUCUACGUCCCCACAGGGCAAACGCACCUACGACAUGUACAGGAAUCCAGGCUUGGUCCCCGGGCACCGCUCCCGCAGUCCCUCUCCCCACAGUGGCCAUGAAGAUCACAACAUAGGCGCCCACUAUACACACAGCAGCCUCGCUGAUGCCAUGAAUGGUUUUGGCACUGUUCAGCCAGGCCUUGUGCCCACUAAAAUAGUCAAGACGUCCAACCAGGUUUACACUCUGUACCCAGAGAACCCCGGAGAAGGGAACUACUUAGUGUCCUGCGACCAGGACAUAAAAGCCAAACCUGCUGCAGAGCCUUUCUUUGUUAUCCCCCCAAUCUGGUCCAAACCGCUGGUUUCCAGCAUCUGCAGCAUCCCUGUGGCCUCUCUCCCCCCGCUGGAAUGGCCAAUCCCGAGCCGCACAGAGCAGUAUGAACUCCACAUUGACGUGCAGCCGAAGCCGCACCACAGAGCUCACUAUGAGACAGAGGGAAGCAGGGGUGCAGUCAAAGCCCCCACAGGAGGACAUCCUGUUGUGCAGUUACAUGGCUACAGAGGCAAGGAGCCACUUGGCCUGCAGAUCUUUAUUGGUACAGCAGAUGAGCGCAUCCUAAAGCCGCACGCCUUUUAUCAAGUCCACCGCAUCACUGGUAAGACAGUUACGACCACCAGCUAUGAGAAGGUUAUCCAUGGCACCAAAGUCCUUGAGAUCCCCCUGGAGCCAAAGAACAACAUGAAAGCAAUAAUCGACUGUGCUGGGAUUCUGAAGCUCAGGAACGCCGACAUCGAGCUGAGGAAAGGCGAGACGGACGUCGGUCGGAAAAACACCCGCGUUCGUCUUGUGUUUCGUGUGCACAUACCUCAGCCCGGAGGACAGCACGUCUCUCUCCAAGCGGCCUCGCAUCCUAUCGAGUGCUCCCAGCGUUCAGCACAUGAGCUUCCCAUGGUGGAGAAGCAGGACAUGGACAGCUGCUCUGUGCUGGGAGGCCAGCAGAUGAUCCUGACUGGGCAGAACUUCAGCUCCGAUUCCAAGGUCAUCUUUAUGGAGAAAACCCAGGAUGGGCAGCAAAUCUGGGAAAUGGAAGCAACAGUGGACAAAGACAAGAGCCAGCCUAGUAUGCUGUUUGUGGAGCUGCCGUCCUACAGAGACUCGUCCGUCUGCCAUUCUGUCAAAGUGAACUUCUACGUCAUUAACGGCAAGAGGAAGCGCAGCCAGCCUCAACAUUUCACCUACACACCACUGGCAUCUCCAUCCAUCAAGACAGAACCCAUAGAUGAGUAUGAAGCAGACCACAUGGGUUUUGCCAUGCCUCAGAUCUUAGGGUUAUCGUCUCAUUCCUACUACCAUAACCCACGCGGCGCCCUCCAUCCAGACAACGGCCUAGUCUCCAGUAUGGCUUCCUGCCAGCGUCUCAGCUCCAGCCUUCCGAGCCAAGACGCACGUUUCCAGCAGCAGAGCCCGGCCAUCGUGUACUCCCGCGGGGGCAAGAGUCUAAGCGGCAGCACUGGCCUUUAUCAGCAGACCGGAGGGAUGAUGCCUGACCCCCACCGGUCGGUUCUGGUCCACACAGGCUCCCCGGCUCAGCCUGUAGGUCCCAUCGGUGCAGGCCAGCAUGCCUCCAUCAUCCAGUUCUCCCCCACCAACCACCACCUGCUUCGGGGAGGAGACCCUCAGCCCGACAGCCAGCAGAUCAUCUACUGCGACGGCUACUCCCCGCAGUCGCCCACACCCCCGCAGGCUCAGGCGGCAGUGACCCACCCUCAGCACUAUCCCACCGUGAUCCAGCAGCAGCCCUACGUGCAGAAGGGGCAGCAGAAAGGCCGGGCUCCGCCAGGCACGGGACAGAUGGAGGCUCCGGGAGACGGACAGCGGAGGGUGACGGUCAAGGAGGAGAACUUGGACCAGGCCUACCUAGAUGAUGUGAAUGAGAUCAUAAGAAAGGAUCUGACGGGCGUUCAAGCCAGAGGGCAGACAUAGAGGACAGACCUGAGCAGGAAAUGACACACACACAGCCCCCCUCCCUCCAACACACACACACACACACACACACACACACACAGACAGGCAAACACACAUGCAGUCUACAACCUUCCAGUGAGGUGACGCACAUCCACCAACAAUCAGACCUUCUCUUCCUCAUUUUCUUUAGCCAUAGAGAUAGAAAUAUCAGCUCCCGGCUGCUGUGUUUGCUUUGGAUGUUUUCCUGCGAUAAACAGUUUCAUUCAGCAAACUUAAGAAUUAAUUUGACCCAUAAAGUCUGCCACCAACAACGCAACUGUGCCUUAUAUUUUAGAUUUUCUGUUUGUUUGUUUUACAGAGGAAUAUAGAGAUAAAACCAAAUAAAGCAUUAGCUGUUCUGUCCAGGCAAUGAACUCACACCUGUUUGCCUCAUACUAGUGAAAAAGUGAUGUAGCAUGCAGAGAUUUAACAGAAAUUUCAUGCCAAAGAUUCAGCCCAAAUACAAUAUAUCAGAUUUCUUCUGGCCAAAAGCUUGUCAUCUUUUUGUUUAUUUCUUCUUGCACAAAGUGUUUAUUUUGUCUGUGUGUAACUUCAUAUGCAUUUUUACAUUUAAAAAAAAGAUUGUCCUAAGCUUACAUGCUGAUCAUCUCAUUUUAAAGUGCCGUUUUCUAAUUGAAGUGAAGCGCACACUGCCUUAACCAUAUACAAAUGAACUAUUAUGACACCUCCUAAUAUGCACUGUUUUCAAAACAGGGGGUAAAUGUUAUUACUUUUUGAUAUAAUAUUUGAGUCAUGUGAAUAUUGUAACGUUUUAUAUUCAUAAAAAUAUAUAUUGCAUUAUAUUCAGGUUGGAAUGCCAAAGUGGCUUCACAGGGGCCUUCAUGCUACAGCGACAGCAUGUGUCUACAUUUCUUAAAUGAUUUCUAUGCUUGAUUAGAAUUUUUUUUUUCUAUCUUGCAUUGAAAAUGAUUUAAAAAUGUAUCUUAAGUCUGGCUCAGGCAAGCUGAAGUAAGAGUUUUUUUACACUCAAAUUUAAAGGUGGUCUUCUUGCUUUUUUUAAUCAAAUAUUUUUAUUUUAUUUGCAUAGCUCUUAAAGAUGAUUGUAAUAUCAGCUGUGGGUCCGUCCACAGUCUAAAAAACAAAUUAUUCCAAGGCUUAUACUGUGUGUAUUGUUUUGUGUAUACUGUAGUUGAAGUUUAAGUCCAUGCAUAAUGACAAUCAGUAUACUCAGAACUACAUGCUGCCUAUGCAGAAGCUUCAAGCUUGUUGAUGUAAAGAGCAUUUUAUUUUCUGUAACUGUCAUUAUUCUUUAUACACACUGUAAGCACAGUAAGGAAACAGUGUGUAUACCUUGUUUAAUGCAGCUUGCUUUGAAGACAAAAGCUGUACUUUAAAACAAUAUUUUUGUAAUAUUUCACUGAUUGAAUUGGAGUACAUUGAAAGUGCCAUUUGUAUGAUUGUUAAGAAAAAAUGUUGCAAGAGAAGUAACAGUAAAAACACACAAUGGAGGUAAAAUGUAAGACUGAAUCUUCAAUUUUUGAUAUUUGAUAUGGACCUAUUUGAUAGAAAAUAAUUAUUUUGUAAUUUUACUAAAGCUAAUAUUGAUCUAUAUUGAUAUUUCUCAUUGAGCCAGUGCAUUUGCCAUUUCUUGAAUGUAAUGUAUUAAAUAAUUUCCCCUUCUUUGUGUAAAUAUGAUGCAAAGUGUGAUUGUCCAUGUGUUACCAUGAACUUUGAGUAGACUUUAAAAAAUAAACCAUUCGUUGUCUGUUGUGUAUCUUUUACAUGUGUUUAUAAUAUACACAAUGUUAUAGUUAUCACCAUAUCUUAUUUUAUCUGUUUUAUUACAAUGUUUGUUUUUCUCUGAAGUGAAUUAUGACACAUUACAUAAAACAUUUAAGUCUCCUUUUUAAUAGGUUAUAUUUUUGUUCAUGCUUUUGUUAUUAUUUUACAAUUUUUAAAGAAAUCAUUGGUAAUGAAAAUGUUAUUAAUACUGUCUUAUUUUAUUUUCUGUGUUGAUAGUUGUCAUGUAUUUGUUUCAUUUGUGCCUUCUUAUAAAGUAUCUGUUUCAUGCUAUUUUUGUAUCCUUAAAAGUAGCAAUAA
Centropristis striata (black sea bass) is the source of this 5345-nucleotide messenger RNA. It is a transcript of the gene nfatc2a, whose product is annotated as nuclear factor of activated T cells 2a. Lineage: Eukaryota; Metazoa; Chordata; Actinopteri; Perciformes; Serranidae. The coding region runs from base 591 to 3263 and encodes 890 amino acids. Gene Ontology annotation, cellular component: transcription regulator complex. The record is from RefSeq and is a predicted model, not a curated record. The transcript has 10 exons. Gene Ontology annotation, molecular function: transcription factor binding; DNA-binding transcription factor activity, RNA polymerase II-specific; RNA polymerase II cis-regulatory region sequence-specific DNA binding. Gene Ontology annotation, biological process: regulation of transcription by RNA polymerase II; cytokine production; calcineurin-NFAT signaling cascade.